AUGGCUCCUCAGGCAACACCUACUGCUUCUCUUACGCCUUUGCAGCAGGGACUGUUGCUUUCCCAGCAAGCAUAUGCGCAGCCUCCAAUUGCACCGACGGGUUUAGCACUAACCCUAGUGAUUAUCAUUCUGGUAUUCACAGUUUUGUCUACCGUUGUCGUUGCUCUUAGGAUAUAUGUUCGCGCAUGGAUGGGAAAGUCUGCAGGAACUUGGGGUUGGGAAGAUACAUUCAUUACUCUAGGAUACGGAUCUUUUCUGUCCAGUGCAAUAUUUGCCAUCGAAGCAUGCUACUAUGGACUGGGCUCGCAUGACUCAAAACUGAAUAUGCUACUCAUGAUACGAUGUGCCGAAUACGCAAUGUACUCGAACGUGCUAUACGGUUUCUCCAUGCCUUUCAUCAAGGCCUCGGUUGUGUUCACGUUAAACCGCAUCACCACUAAUAAAUGGCAUCGCUGGGGACUCUAUGCAAUGCUUUUUGUGGCAAGCAUCAUGUCCAUUAUCGGAAUUCUCGCUACUCUUCUCUACUGUCAUCCGGUUCCAGCGUAUUGGAAUCCCCUUUUGGGUACCUGUGGCGAUUUCAUGAUAGUUGUUCGCAUCGGUUACGCCUGGACAGCGGUGGGAAUUGUGACAGACUGGACUUGUGCGAUCUUGCCUUAUUUUAUUGUCCGCAAUCUCCAGAUGUCUUCUAGACAAAAGAUGAUUGUGAUGCUUGUCCUCGGACUCGGUGCUCUCGCUAGCACAGCAACCAUUGUCCGAGCACCGUAUCUAAAAUACUACCUGGCCACAGAAGAUCGUUUGUAUUGGAGCGGUUAUAUCACUCUUUGGUGCCUCCUCGAAAGUGGUAUUGCUCUUAUCGCCGCUUGCCUUCCAGCGCUUCGCAUUCUGGUGCGCAAGUAUAUUGACUCAUCCAAAAACCGCUCCGGUAACAAAAGCAACGGGUACGCCGCCGAGUCUGGCACCGGUUGA
Messenger RNA from Trichoderma breve, 966 nucleotides. RefSeq lists its product as uncharacterized. The record is from RefSeq and is a predicted model, not a curated record. The transcript has 3 exons. NCBI's taxonomy places the organism in Eukaryota, Fungi, Ascomycota, Sordariomycetes, Hypocreales, Hypocreaceae. Bases 1 to 966 code for a protein of 321 amino acids.